AGGUUUUUGGGACGGUGCGCACGUACACCCCACCCACACGCAUUCCACAGGUAAUCCGCGUCAAUCGGUUUUUCUUCCUCUUCCUCUUUCUUUUUCGAAAAGCUCUCGUUGUAUUCCUUCCUUCGUUGUCGGCUCGCGUCUUCGUCUCGUUCACUUCUCCAGCUAUCGCGCGUGUUUCUGUUCACAGACCUCCUUUCUCUUAGUUUAUCUAUUUUUCUCUUUAGCACACCUACUUCACUCAGCUUGAAGCCGUCCGAUCUCUCUCGCUGCUCCCCUCUCCCGCCCCCCUACACGCACGCCCUCUCCGAGUUUUACGCUUCUCUUUAUUUAUCCUGUGUGUGUUUUACGAUCAUUGUUGAACGCCAGCAACGAUGCAGCCCGCCCAACCCCUGUGCGACCUCAACGACACCUGGGAGGAUGCCAUGGGCCUCUUCCAGGACUCCCUGAAGGGCGAGUCGACCUGGAGCUGCCACUGCCUCGACGGUGUGGACAAGGAGGUGAUCCUGUCCGCCCCCGAGAUCAUGGAUCCCAAGACGGACUCCGGCUUCGGCUACGAGAAGAUCCACUCCCUCACCCACCUGCUCAAGACGGGCGAGAUUCCAUCUGCGGCGACCAUUGACUCCGAGGCGGCGCUGCUCGAUGUGAUGGACUACAUCCACGUCAAGGAGUUGAACCACCUGCAGGGCUACUCUCUCACGCAGAGCUACCUCGACUUCCCCUACUUCCUCCGCAUGGACCUGCUGAAGGAGCAGAACGCCACUCUCCACGCCUACUGCCGCGGCGUGCUGCGCUCCCUCGACUGCGUCCUGCGCGCCGUCUUCUCCACGACCAACCGCAGCGAUGAGGAGUUCAUGCUGGUGCCGCCGGAACUGGACCGCCAGCCGAACUGCACCGUGGACGAGAUCAUCGCCGAGCUGGAGACGGCGGCGGCGAAGGCGUCGAGCCCGGCCGUGGCUGCCCGCCUGCGCUUCCGCAAGCACUUUGUGUCCGCCCUCUCCCUACUGCUGGACGCGAAGAAGAAGAGCGACGUCGAGGCCGGCUGCGACAUCUGCCAGGAAGCCCUGGCGCUGCUGGACGGGGGUCUUUACAAGCGCACGAGUGAGCCGGCACCGGCGGCGGCGCUGCUGCGCGAGAAGGAAAUCGCCUUCUGGGUGAGCGUCAUCACCCCCACCAAGGCGCUUCCCUCCACCAGCUUUGCGGAUGCCAUGGCCGCGUACCGGCAGAUGCUCCAGCAGCUCAUCUCCUUCAAGACCCUCGUGAACAUCGAGUCUCUUGCCUGCAUUGCCGAUUUCAUCCAGAAUUUUGGUGCCCUGUUGCCCUUGCUGCCGGUGCGGUCGCUCUGCGCCGUCGUGCUGUUCAGCAAGGACCCCAACGAGUCCUUCCUGCACGGACAGUCCCUGCACCGUCGUCUGCUGGAGACGCUAUCCAACAAGUACGGUGCCCCGCUUUAUCAGAAGGUGUUUGAGGGUGAUGAGGCGACGGUGGAUGGUGUAGUGAAGUACCGUGUGAAGCUGACGAUGGACCCGUCCAAGAUCACGCCGGAUUACUUUAUGUUCCUGCGCCAGCAGACCAUCGACACGAUGGCGCGCUGGACGCGCGAGGCGUGCAAGCUGUACCUUGUGUUUCUUGAGACGAUGCUGUGCAACCGCGGCCUGGCCCACCGCCGCAUGAUGAACCUGAUGGCGGACCUCAUUCGCUUCCAGGAGCAGUCCUACACGGCGGACCUCUCCAUCUUCUUGGCGAACGCGCCUGGAGUGUCGAAGGAGCUGGAGGCGGAGUGCAUCCGCUGCAGCACGGUGCUGACUCUCUUCUCCAACGACUACGUCCUGCGCGCGAUGGAGAUCAUCAUGAACUUCGAGGUGGAGCUGGACCUGCUCUCGCAAGGGGAGCUGGUGCCCGCGCUGUGGUACAUUAACUUUGCGCAGCGGGCGCAGGUGGAGAACCUGUCGGCGCUGGCGCUGCAGAGCACGCAGUUUAUUCCAAAGACGCUCAUCAACAAGCGCACGCACGUGCCGGUGCACAAUCUUGCGCUGACGACGCGCACGGUGGCGAAGAUGGACCUGGCCCGCGACGGCAUCCUCGACGCGUGCUGCUCUCUCUCGGACGCCACCUACCUCGCCGCCUGCCUCAUGGAGAAGAAGAACCUCAUUGACCUCGUAAGCGCGCCGAAGCACUCGUUGAUCAGCGUGGAGAACGUCUUCAACCACCGUCUGCUGCUGUGCUACGGUCAGCUGCGCAGCCCGCCGCUCCGCUCCUACGAGCGCUGCAUGAGUGGGCGGCCCUCGCUGGACGACGCCAGCAAGAUACCCGUGUACGCGAAGAAGGCGGCCGAGGUGGCCAGCAACGCGUCGGAGAAGCUGAAGGCGAUUCUGUCCACCAGCACGUUGGACGACGUCCGCAAGGGCACCAUCCGUCGCACGGCGGAGGGCCUGGAGAAGACGGCGCGCGUCGUGGCGGCCUCGCUGCUUGCCUUUGCGACGGCGUGCGAGAGCAAUGAGGAGCUGAAGGACUACUGCGCGACAGUGGAGCGUCCUGGUCUGCCGAGUGCGCUGACCUUUGCGUUCCACAAGAAAAAGGAGGUGGCCGCGUAA
Messenger RNA from Leptomonas pyrrhocoris, 2591 nucleotides. RefSeq lists its product as hypothetical. Gene Ontology annotation, cellular component: NatC complex. The coding region runs from base 372 to 2591 and encodes 739 amino acids. The transcript has a single exon. Lineage: Eukaryota; Euglenozoa; Kinetoplastea; Trypanosomatida; Trypanosomatidae. The record is from RefSeq and is a predicted model, not a curated record. Gene Ontology annotation, biological process: N-terminal peptidyl-methionine acetylation.